AUGCAUAUUUCUCCGCUCAAGACGUGGGUUGAGGUGUGGCUAAGUACCAUGAUGGCCCCCAAUGGAGAGAAAUUCUCACUACCAAGAGCCCAAUUUUCGGGAAGAGUGGCUGGCUUCGGGAAAGCUGACAGUGAUACCGUGGGUCAUCGCUGGAUUUCAACAGAAACAUUCCGCAUAGCAUUCACUGUUGGGUGUCACAACUAUCAUGAGGCUCGUGGUGUUGAUUUGUACUAUGCAUCCUUUGGCCCUGUGCAAGCAAUUGUUGCCAAGUUAUGUCUUGUGCUGUAUACCCCCUACCAGCUCAACCGACGGCCGGACGGAUAG
Messenger RNA from Exserohilum turcica Et28A, 324 nucleotides. RefSeq lists its product as uncharacterized. The transcript has a single exon. Bases 1 to 324 code for a protein of 107 amino acids. NCBI's taxonomy places the organism in Eukaryota, Fungi, Ascomycota, Dothideomycetes, Pleosporales, Pleosporaceae. The record is from RefSeq and is a predicted model, not a curated record.